Molecule: messenger RNA, 1982 nt
Organism: Caenorhabditis elegans
Lineage: Eukaryota; Metazoa; Nematoda; Chromadorea; Rhabditida; Rhabditidae
Gene: unc-78
Product: Actin-interacting protein 1
Exons: 6
Coding region: 2-1837 (611 amino acids)
Biological process (GO): regulation of actin filament polymerization; regulation of actin filament depolymerization; actin filament organization
Cellular component (GO): cytoskeleton
Molecular function (GO): actin binding
Source: RefSeq, marked reviewed
AAUGUCGGAAUUCUCUCAAACCGCAUUGUUCCCGUCUUUGCCUCGCACUGCUAGAGGAACUGCCGUAGUUCUCGGCAACACCCCCGCUGGAGACAAGAUUCAAUAUUGUAACGGAACAUCGGUUUAUACUGUACCAGUUGGAAGCCUAACCGACACCGAAAUCUACACUGAGCAUUCUCACCAAACGACUGUCGCCAAGACAAGCCCAAGUGGUUAUUAUUGUGCUUCUGGUGAUGUUCAUGGAAAUGUUCGUAUCUGGGACACAACUCAAACCACCCACAUUCUGAAAACUACUAUUCCGGUGUUCUCUGGACCAGUGAAGGAUAUUUCGUGGGAUAGCGAAAGUAAGAGAAUUGCCGCCGUUGGAGAAGGCAGAGAACGUUUCGGUCAUGUUUUCUUGUUUGACACUGGAACGUCUAAUGGAAAUCUUACCGGACAAGCUCGCGCUAUGAACAGCGUCGACUUCAAGCCAUCACGCCCAUUCCGCAUUAUCUCUGGAUCUGAUGAUAAUACAGUGGCGAUUUUUGAAGGACCACCAUUCAAAUUUAAAAGUACUUUCGGAGAACAUACGAAAUUCGUCCACUCUGUGCGCUACAACCCUGAUGGCUCUCUGUUCGCCUCGACUGGAGGAGAUGGAACCAUUGUGUUAUACAACGGAGUUGAUGGAACAAAAACCGGAGUCUUUGAAGAUGACUCUUUGAAAAAUGUCGCUCAUUCUGGAUCUGUGUUUGGCCUUACCUGGAGCCCGGAUGGUACAAAAAUCGCAUCGGCUUCUGCUGAUAAGACCAUUAAAAUUUGGAAUGUGGCUACAUUAAAGGUUGAAAAGACUAUUCCCGUUGGAACUAGAAUUGAAGAUCAACAACUUGGAAUCAUUUGGACCAAGCAGGCUCUUGUGUCUAUCUCUGCUAAUGGAUUUAUCAAUUUUGUCAAUCCAGAAUUGGGAAGUAUCGAUCAGGUUAGAUACGGACACAACAAGGCGAUUACUGCACUUAGCAGCAGCGCUGAUGGAAAAACUCUUUUCAGUGCUGAUGCUGAAGGACAUAUUAACUCCUGGGAUAUUUCCACAGGAAUAUCAAACCGCGUGUUUCCGGAUGUUCACGCCACAAUGAUCACCGGAAUCAAGACAACCAGCAAGGGUGAUUUGUUCACCGUCAGUUGGGAUGAUCAUCUGAAGGUUGUUCCUGCCGGAGGUUCUGGAGUCGAUUCUUCCAAAGCUGUUGCCAACAAAUUAUCUUCGCAACCUCUCGGUCUCGCCGUUUCCGCAGAUGGAGAUAUUGCAGUUGCUGCUUGCUAUAAGCAUAUUGCAAUUUACUCUCAUGGAAAGCUCACGGAAGUACCAAUUAGCUACAAUUCUUCCUGUGUGGCAUUAUCGAACGAUAAGCAAUUUGUUGCUGUUGGUGGACAAGACUCGAAGGUCCAUGUGUACAAACUCUCUGGAGCAAGUGUCUCUGAAGUUAAAACAAUUGUCCAUCCUGCUGAAAUCACAUCUGUCGCAUUUUCGAAUAAUGGAGCUUUCCUCGUGGCAACCGAUCAAUCACGAAAGGUUAUCCCGUACUCUGUUGCGAACAACUUCGAGCUAGCUCACACAAACUCCUGGACUUUCCAUACCGCCAAGGUUGCAUGUGUUUCCUGGUCACCGGACAAUGUCCGUUUGGCGACCGGUUCCUUGGAUAACAGCGUUAUUGUAUGGAACAUGAACAAACCAUCUGAUCAUCCGAUCAUCAUUAAAGGUGCUCAUGCUAUGUCGUCUGUCAAUUCGGUAAUUUGGCUCAACGAAACUACAAUUGUGUCGGCCGGACAAGAUUCGAAUAUCAAGUUCUGGAAUGUACCUUUUUAAGUCGAGAAGCUUUUUGAUUGCCCUCUAAGUAUCCUUAAAAUUAUAUUGAUUUUCAUAAUUAUCACUAAUUUUCGUGUUUACUGCAAGCACUAUCAUCUCCUUCGAAGCCUUAAAUACACGCGUAAAUAAAAACUAUUGGUGCAAA